Aphanomyces astaci is the source of this 1540-nucleotide messenger RNA. RefSeq lists its product as hypothetical. NCBI's taxonomy places the organism in Eukaryota, Oomycota, Saprolegniomycetes, Saprolegniales, Verrucalvaceae. The coding region runs from base 56 to 1420 and encodes 454 amino acids. The record is from RefSeq and is a predicted model, not a curated record. The transcript is spliced from 2 exons.
CGAGCUUUUACCCUUCCUGACCGAUGCACUUCCAUUCUCGUGUCGUUUGUGUACGAUGAAUACUAACACGGGUGUGACGCCAGCGGCUCCGAGCCAAGCAAUCACGACAUUUGAGGAACUUCGGCUCACGGAUGUGGCCAUGAUCGACGAAAAGGAAGAUCUGUCUAUGCUUCGCCGUACGUUGCUGAAGAAACGCAAACUUGUCUUGGGCGCGGGUGUGCUGCUCGUUGUCGUUGUGACGGGCAUUGUUGCCAUCGUGUCGUCGGCUACCACCGAAUCGGCCAGCACUGGGGAAGCCCUCCUGUCGACCACGGUCAGUCCAACCACGGCCAGCCCAACCACGGCCAGCCCAACCACGGCCAGUCCAGCCGCGGACGCCCCGAUCCUCGAAGAAGUUGGCGUUGGUUCCAUCGCCAACAGCGUCGAAUCCACGUACUCGUCGAAUGCUGCAACGAACACCACCAGACCGGAGAGCGUGACAACCCCCGCCGCCCCAACCACCACGACCUCGACCACCACCAAUGCCACCACCACUCUGGAAGCGACGACGACGACGUCUGAACGUACGACGACGUCUGCACCCACGACCCCCGCGCCGACGCCUGCACCCACAGAGAAACUCUUGCCGUUCACCGACACCAAGUUUGACUGGGCCAACUUUGCAAGCUGGGAAGCCGACACGAGCGCCGACUGCCCGUGGGCCAAGGGCGGGUUCAAAGGGUCAUCGAUCGAAGUGUCUAGCUUCGGUCGUCCAUUCAAGGAGUCGCCCGUGAUCCGCACCAAGAAGGGGUGGAGCGGCGAGAAGGUGCUGCACAUCGAGUGGACGUCCAACCCUGGGUCGGACACCAACAUCUGGCUGCUACCGACGUCGCUGGUUAACCAGUUCGGCGACCUGCGGUGGCCCAACUGCGGCGAGUACGAUAUCUUUGAAAUGUUCAACGGGGACGCCGCUAUCGGGAACAGUGGCACAAUAAGUUACUUUGGCAGGGGGCUCACCGACUUUGGCCAGUCCACGACCCACAUCGCAUCGAAAGACUGCUACGCGGCCGAGACCGUCCACAAGCCCAUGGUCGCACCGAAUGGCGCCCAGUACAGUGUCGCAUAUGGCCGCAAAACGUCCAUGACGAUUAUCUUUGGCUCGGACUCGAGGGGUAAGUUCAUCCAGCAAGCCCAAGACGCGACGCUCAAAGCAGGUCCGAACUCGACCUACGACGUCGUGCUGGACGACGCCACUGUCACAGACAAGAUCUACAACAACGCCCAGUCGUACUGGGGGACGACCCCCACGGGCGGAUGCGCCGCGGGGUUCAAUCCGGACUCGGGGUAUCCGUUCUGGGGCGAGUUUCGCCUGAUCUUGCAAGAGCAAUACCAAGGCAGCUUUGUCGUGAGCAACUUUCAAGUACUCACCAAGACCCCGUGAGAAUGGCGAGUAGAUGUGUCAAUACAUACGAACGAUAUAGUUACUACGAGUGCGUAAUAGUUAGUACACAUGAGUCAAACCAGUGAUAAAUCUGGAAAUGAAUGCAACUUUGGUUUUUAC